Danio aesculapii is the source of this 1168-nucleotide messenger RNA. RefSeq names its product protein kinase-like domain containing (gene pkdc). The record is from RefSeq and is a predicted model, not a curated record. The coding region runs from base 55 to 1023 and encodes 322 amino acids. NCBI's taxonomy places the organism in Eukaryota, Metazoa, Chordata, Actinopteri, Cypriniformes, Danionidae. The transcript is spliced from 2 exons.
CGGAAGUUCAACCUGUACUCUCAUCGGCCACAUUUCGCUUCAAGAUUUUGAAGAAUGAAGAAGGAACACCAAGAUCUUGUUUUGAAGGCAUGUGGAGCAAAGUCUCUGCAGAUUGGUGCAAAGAUUCAGACUUUGUGGAGCGGUUAUGGUGAAAUAUUAAGAGUCCAUCUGGAGGGAUGUGACCGUCCCUCUGUGGUUAUCAAACAUGUGAUGUUUCCUCAAAACCAGAAGCAUCCAGGAGGCUGGAACACAGACAUUUCUCACCAGCGCAAAGUGCGAUCUUAUCAGGUCGAAACCUAUUGGUACCAAAACUACACUACCAAUGAAAACUGCAGAGUUCCUCUUUGUCUCGCUGCCAAGUCAUUUGGUGAAGAGCAGUUGAUUGUUUUGGAGGAUCUUGAUGUUGCAGGAUUUCCAGUGAGAAAAACUUCUGUUAAUGAUGCCGAAAUGAAAGCCUGCUUGAGUUGGAUUGCCAACUUUCAUGCCCUUUUUCUUGAUGUCACCCCAGAAGGACUUUGGCCUAUAGGCACAUACUGGCAUUUAGAAACAAGGCCUGAAGAACUAGAAGCCAUGUCAGACCAAAAACUCAAAGCAGCCGCUGGAGAGAUCGACAGCAUCCUCAACAAAUGCCGUUUUAAGACAAUUCUGCAUGGUGAUGCAAAACUAGCUAAUUUUUGCUUCUCCAAGGACGGUUUACAGGUUGCGGCUGUUGAUUUUCAAUAUGUAGGUGGAGGGUGUGGGAUGAAGGAUGUGAUUUACUUUUUGGGCAGCUGUAUGGAUGAACGAGAGUGUGAAAAGAAAGCGCCUGGCCUUUUGGAUUACUAUUUUUCAGAGCUGCGGAAAUCCUUGGCGAAGAAGGUUGACUUUGCAGAGCUGGAGAAAGAAUGGCGAAACAUGUUCGCUUUCGCUUGGACUGACUUUCAUCGCUUUCUCCUUGGGUGGAUGCCAGGGCAUCACAAGAUUAAUAAGUAUAGCAAAAGACUUACACAAGAGGUUUUAAAGAAAUUAAAGCUAUCUCUUUGAAUGUGAGGGGAAAAUAUGGUGUGGGAUUUACAAUAAAAUUACACUUGUAUGUGAAAGUGUAAUUGAACAUUGAGACUGUACCAAAUAAGAUGGUGCUUAUUUUAUUUCAGAAUUGGUGUAUUUGUGGAUGUGAACACUUUUUUUG